Molecule: messenger RNA, 1992 nt
Organism: Thunnus maccoyii (southern bluefin tuna)
Lineage: Eukaryota; Metazoa; Chordata; Actinopteri; Scombriformes; Scombridae
Gene: pwp1
Product: PWP1 homolog, endonuclein
Exons: 15
Coding region: 130-1608 (492 amino acids)
Biological process (GO): rRNA processing
Cellular component (GO): nucleus
Molecular function (GO): protein binding
Source: RefSeq, a predicted model, not a curated record
CGUAAUCUAGAUGCGACAAAUUUUUUACUCACAUGUAUGCCAGCUCUGUCCACGCCUGAGUCGAGCCAGUCAAAUAUAAUAACAAUAAUUAUAAGAAUAUUUGAUCUUUAAACCUGCUGUUUCUACAGAAUGAGCUCCCAGAUUACUUGUGUCGCAUGGGUGAAGCGAGGCGUUGCCAAGGAAACCCCGGACAAAGUUGAGUUGAGCCAAGAGGAGCUACAACGUAUCAUUACUGAAGCAAAGCAGGAGCUGGGAGAACAAGUAGCUGAGGAUGAGGAAGAGGAUGAUGAGGGUAUAGCUGCGGAUACUAACGACAUUACACCGGACGUUGCUGGAGCUCCAGAGGAUGAGAGCGAAGAAAGGAAGGAGGAAGAAGACGAACUAGCAGAGUACGGCCUGGAUAAAUAUGAUGAAGAGGACAAUGUGACUGCCAAUCUCGGGGACAGUCUGGCUGGACUCACAGUGUUCAGCUCCAAUGAGGAGGAUCCUUACAUCACUCUCAAAGAUACAGACCAGUAUGAGCGAGAAGACUUCCAAAUCAAGCCCAACGACAAUCUCAUCCUCACAGGCAGAGCAGAGAAGGACUGCUGCAAUUUGGAGAUCUACAUCCAUAACUCAGAGGAGGACUCUUUGUAUGUUCAUCAUGAUAUUCUGCUGCCAGCUUACCCGCUCUGUAUAGAGUGGCUAAACUUUGACCCAAACCCUGGAGAAGGAUCAGCUAACUACGCCGCUGUGGGCAACAUGACUCCACAGAUCGACGUGUGGGACCUGGAUGUGGUAGACUGUUUAGAGCCAGUCUUCUCCCUAGGGAGCAAAAAGGCCUCUAAGAAGAAAAAGAAGAGCAAGAAGGGGGCCGCAGCAGCAGAGCCUGUCGAGGGACACACGGAUGCAGUGUUGGAUUUAUCCUGGAACAAACUGGUCAGGAAUGUGUUGGCCAGUGGAUCAGCAGAUGACACUGUGAUCUUGUGGGAUCUGUCUCAAGGCAAACCAGCCACAACUCUGCGCCGACACACUGAUAAGGUUCAGACGUUGGCUUUUCACCCCUUUGAGGCACAGACUCUGAUAUCAGGAUCAUAUGACAAGACAGCUGUCCUCUAUGAUUGCCGUAGUCCAGAUAACAGUUACCGGACCUGGAGGUUUAGUGGUCAAGUGGAGCGCCUGGCCUGGAAUCACUUUUCACCCUGCAACUUCCUGGCCAGCACAGAGGAUGGUUUCGUCUACUGUCUGGACGCACGCUCUGAUAAACCCGUGUUCACACUGAGGGCACAUGAUCAAGAAGUGUCAGGUUUGGAUCUUAGCAGCCAGAUUAAAGGAUGCCUGGUCACUUCAUCAGCUGACAAACAUGUAAAGAUCUGGGACAUUAUGGGGAACAAACCAAAUCUGGUGCAUUCAAGGGACAUGAAAAUGGGUGUGCUGUUCUGCGCUGCAUGUUGUCCUGAUCAGCCCUUCACUUACGCCUUUGGAGGACAGAAGGACGGCUUGCGGGUUUGGGAUAUAAGUGAUGUUGCAGCAGUGGCUGAGGUGUUCGGCAGUCGAGAGCGCUUGGUGGUGAACACAGGAUCACAGGCAUCCAGCACUGCAGCCACAACCGAGAUGGAAGUCUCCUAGUGACGUUCUGGAUGCAACAGCAGCCUGUGAACAUGAAUAAACUGAGCAGGCGUGCAGUAAAUAAAGCUGCACUCCUGAAAGACUUGAAAGAGUGGCCAAAGUGCAAAGUGGACCUAAAGCACCUGAAAGACUUUGAAGUUUGUUCAGACUUUUUCUGACCACAAAUACCAACAGCGGUAAAGUAAAAGUAAAGAAGUUAAGAAAAACAUUUCUUAUGUUCAUAUCAGUGAAUAUUAUAGGAAUUGUUUUUAGGUGAAAGCAGUGUUUGAAUAAUCAACAUCCCUCUCAGAUUGCAUUUCUUUGUACAUUUCCAAAUGUAGUGUGCUACUAAGACUAUUUUCACAUGAGAAACAUAUAGGUCAUAUUGUAUACCUGGUACCCUGG